GGAAAGAGCGGAGACCUCGAGAGAAGCCACGCAAACUGCGUUACGACUCGAAUCCGUGAUUCUGAAGAAACAAUAGCGUAUGUUCUUGAUCUAUUCCGAUUCUUUCUUUGGAUUGAGUUCCUGUUGUCUUCAUGGAUAAAUCACAGGUAGGGGAAUUGCCAGUGUUUCCUUCGGCGGAAAUGGAGGGAUACGUUCCGAAAUCAGUUGCAGUGAUCGCCUGUACGGCCAUGACUAUCUUCUACGUUGCGAUUCUCUACGCUCCGACUCUGAUCCUUCGCCUUCCUCAUCCUACGUCAUUGAAUAACUUCAUGAUUCGAAGGUUCGUCUGCGCCGGGAUCUCUACCAUUGUGUCCAUCUUCUUUUGUGCGCUCAUCCUUCCUAUGAGAAGGUUGGAGGCAUCAUCUGUACUAGGUGCUUAUGGCAUCCGGUUGGACCAUUUGUGGCAUGCUGUGGUCAUUCCUAUUUCAUUGACUUCUCUGGUAUACACUGGUUCUCUCGUCUCUAAGUUUAUGUCACUGUUGAGUUCAUGGAACCAACAUGAAAUUUGCGGUGAAGGCUCUUUGUCCGAGUGUGUAAAAAUUGCUUCCCAAAGGUUUCUUGAGAGGAUCUCUGAAAUGGCGUCUAAUGUUUUGGUUUGGCGUAAUUACUUUGUGGCACCAUUGACAGAAGAGUUGGUGUUCAGGGCAUGCAUGAUACCUUUACUUCUUUGUGGGGAAUUCGGAACAUACAAAGUCAUGUUACUCAGCCCUAUUUUCUUCAGUUUGGCGCAUUUAAACCAUUUUCUAGAGCUUUAUUGUCAGCAGAAAUAUACCUUUAUCAAAGCUUCUAUGAUAGUAGACCUUUUUUACCCACAAAGCCAUAUGGGUUUAAGGAACUGUCUCCAGCUUUGCUACACUGUGAUUUUUGGGUGUUAUGCAUCUUUUCUCUUCAUGCGAACUGGACAUCUCCUUGCUCCAAUAGUUGCUCAUAUAUUUUGUAAUAUGAUGGGAUUGCCUGCCUUGUCCAGACGGAAUAAAGGUUUAACAAGUGUUGCAUUUGUGGCUGGCGUGGCUGGUUUUUUAUGGUUUCUUUUUCCUGCCACCCAUCCGGAUUUGUAUAAUGACAGAACAGAUAGUUGCAGGUGUUGGCACGGGUACUGUAGAUGGAACUGAAAUUGUGUGAAAUAUUCCUUUAUCAUGAUAUGGGUAGAUCUGUAUGGAUAUCAAAUGCUAUUAUUGUAUUUUAAGUUCUUGAUUUUUUUCACAAUGCUGUAGCAUUUGAUUGAUUCAAACACCAAUGAUUACUGUGGGACUUGGUA
Telopea speciosissima is the source of this 1297-nucleotide messenger RNA. RefSeq names its product CAAX prenyl protease 2. Gene Ontology annotation, cellular component: endoplasmic reticulum membrane. Gene Ontology annotation, molecular function: metalloendopeptidase activity. The record is from RefSeq and is a predicted model, not a curated record. The transcript is spliced from 9 exons. Bases 132 to 1151 code for a protein of 339 amino acids. Gene Ontology annotation, biological process: CAAX-box protein processing. Lineage: Eukaryota; Viridiplantae; Streptophyta; Magnoliopsida; Proteales; Proteaceae.